AUGAUGCUCGGGAUUCUCCAGGGGAUGCGUGAGGGUACGUUCGGCGAUGAUCUUCGUAUCAUCAAGGCCAGGGGUUGCAGAGAAGAGGGUGGAGGCAAGAUGUCGCUUGUUGGACGCUGGAAGCCGGUCAAUGCGCGAAGCUGCACCGACUACAACUUCUACCUCAAAGAUGUCAGAAACUUCAUCAGCCAGUGUUCGAAACGAACGACUCUAAAUUUCGAUGUAGAGACACCUUUGAUUGAAGCGUCGAAAUUCAAGGGAGACGAGUUCAACGUCUUCUUCUCGAAACUUCAAAAAUUUGAAGUUUGUAUUGAGGUCCGGUACACCAAACUUAAACGGAUAGCAUUUCCAGCCAUCAGGGAAAAAGCCAGGGCCAGGUGUUCGGGAAAGCUAGCGGCAAUUGUGAUUCGCGACAAUCCUUACCUGGAGGAGAUAGUCUUCGGUAAGUCAAACAAUGUUAGAGCUAAUGCCAUACCGACGCUCAUGGUGCGAGGAAAUCGAAAGCUUACCAAUAACACCAUCAACAAAUUGAAGCAAUUAAAAGCUGGUGGACGAAGAUCGAAACGGAAUACCAUUCAAGUUUACGGA
Messenger RNA from Ostertagia ostertagi, 588 nucleotides. NCBI's taxonomy places the organism in Eukaryota, Metazoa, Nematoda, Chromadorea, Rhabditida, Trichostrongylidae. The record is from the annotation of a GenBank genome assembly.